CACAGGAAUACUGAGCAAGUUGCAACCUCAGUCCUCUCCACCCCCACACAAGGUCUGUGUUAGCUUCCUUUGUGCGUGAGGUGAAGUGACUCCAAGGCCAAAGAGAGAGUCCAAAAGUCCAGGAGCAGAACCAAGCUCUGUGCUCAGUGCCCCUUUCAACACACACACACAGAGCAUGCAUUAUCAGUUCAAAGCUGCCCCAGCGCCCCACAGUCUAAAAGUACAGACAGCAGCAGUCCUGGUGUGACCUUACAACCGAGCAGGGCAUCAAAGCUGCCCUCCCACUCUCUCCCCACAUUUACUACAGGCACCCCUCUGCUCAAUGAAAGCCCCUAGCUGUUGGAACCGCUGGACAACUCCCCACACCUGGCCACUACCCUCCUAUGAAGAAGGGCAGCAAUCAGGGUUGAGGCUUUGUGCCUAGGGUCUCUACCCAGUCUGGAGUCAGUAACUUUCAACUCUAGUUCUUCAAGGUGCAAUGCGUUGGUAGUAGCUAUUCAGACAGCGUUCUGGGUCUUGUGGUUAGCAGAUGGGAGCUGCCCAGCCUGUUCGCAGAUGGGAGCUGCCCAGCCUGUUCGCAUGCCUUCCAUAGAUUCUGCAGGCAAAGCAGGGAAUACCGAGCAGUGCUGCCACCACCUCACCUCAUGGGGGAAGGAACAAUGGGGAUGGAUCGGCAGAAGGAACUCACUGUCCCUGCUGAGAAUGGGGCAAUUGUUGGCUUAGGGUGAUCAUAUGCCUGGAGCAAGAAAAAGACAUCACCAGACCAGGGUGGCCCAGUACCAGGCAAGGCUGCAUUUACUUGUUUGUCCCCAGAGAUUCAGGGGCUGUUGGGAUCUCACCAGUGAAAAGAAAACCAGAUCAGUUACAAGUCAGAGAACACUGGACCGGAGGACAAAAGAGGAACUUUCAGGCCAAACAAUCACAACUUCUUACGGUGGAAGACAAAGGAAUGUAGAGAGACAUGCUCUGUUCGCAGCUCCCGCCUGCACACCCCAGCGAGAAUUGCUCUGGGCCAGUCCAAGGGACUUUGCCCUCCAAGGAACAAAGAUCUAUCCAGACAAUUAAAGCCUGUACACAAACUUGCAGCCAGGGCUGGCCUUCCCCAAGACCCCCAGCUCCUGCAGCAGCCUGGACACGACCAGCGCAAGCCAGCCAGCUGCUGAGACCAGCGCCCCCAGGCAUGGACACUGAAGACAGCAUCACAGAGCAGGUCUGCCAGGAGUCAGACGUCCAGGAUGGCGAGCUGCGGGAAGUGGAGGUUGCAGGCCACAUGGUGUUGCUGGUGAGGAAUAAGAUGGAGUUCAGUGCUGUGGGGAGCAAGUGCACACACGCCGGAGCCUCUCUCAGCAAAGGAGUCUUGGCGGGUAACAGACUGCGCUGUCCCUGGCAUGGCGCCUGCUUCAAUAUCAGAACUGGAGACAUUGAGGAGUACCCAACUCUGGAAUGUCUUCCCUGCUUUAAGGUGCGAGUGGAAGACGGGAAGGUAUUUAUUACUGCAAAAAAAAAGGACCUUGAAAGUGACCGAAAGCUGAAGGCCAUGAGUGAGCAAUGCAGGAGCAACGAGAACACAAUGCUGCUCCUGGGUGGAGGUACAGCUGCACUGGUCUGUGCAGAAACACUUCGUCAGGAAGGCUUUACAGGCAGGAUCAUCAUGGUAACCAAAGAAAAGCAUGUCCCAUAUGACAGGACCCAACUAAGCAAGGCGAUGGAUAAGACACUAGAGAGCAUUUACCUGAGGCAGCAGGACUUCUUUGAGGCUCAUGGCAUAGAAGUUUGGACUGACAAAGAGGUGGUGUCCGUGGACACGCAGGGGCAGAAAGCCCACUUCCAGGAUGGGGCCUUCCAGAGGUACGACCAGCUCCUCAUUGCGACAGGAAGCAGCCCCAGGCAGCUCCAGUGCCCUGGCUCAGACCUGGAGAAUGUGUGUUCCCUGCAAACCCCAGAGGAUGCUAACAGGAUUCUCCACCUAGCAACUGGCAAGAGGGUGGUGAUUCUAGGCGCUUCAUUCAUUGGGAUGGAGGUUGCUGCCUUCCUUUCAGACAAGGCCAGCACCAUCUGCGUGGUGGAAAGAGAGGAGUUCCCCUUCCAGGCAGUGCUGGGGCCUCAGGUCGGAGGUGUUGCCAUGAAGAUGCUGCAGAAUAAAAGAGUGAAAUUCUACAUGAAGGCUGAAAUCUCUGAGCUGCAAGGAAAGAACAGAAAGGUUACAGAGGCUGUUCUGGCCAGUGGAGAGAAGCUACCUGCAGAUGUGGUGGUGGUGGGAAUAGGUGUCACCUCCAACUCAGGUUUCCUGAAGGACGCUUCAAUUGCUAUGGACCGUAGAGGCGCCAUCCUGGUGGAUUUGUUCAUGCAAACCAACGUCCCAAGAGUCUUUGCUGCUGGAGAUGUGACUUCAUUUCCAGUCACACUGUUCGGUGGGAUGACCGCCACCAUCCGUCACUGGCAGAUAGCACAGGCUCAUGGUCACAUUGCUGCUUUAAACAUGCUGAAGAAGCAGAAGGCAUUGCACACCAUUCCUUUCUUUUGGACCUCGCUGCUUGGAAAAAGCAUCCGCUAUGCAGGCUAUGGGAAAGGAUACACAGAGACUGUCGUGAAGGGAAAUCUGGAGCAGCUGAAGUUCUUGGUCUUUUACAUCAAGGAUGAUUAUGUGAUUGCCGUUGCCAGCCUGAACUUUGACCCCAUGGUCUCCCUGGUAGCCGAGGUCAUGUACUCCGGCAGACAAAUCUCAAAAGCAGAGGCCCAGUCCUCUGAUAUAACCUGGAUGAAGCAAGCCUAAUGCGAGACUGCCUGGGGGCUCCGUAACACCCCUACAGGCGCAAUCAUUUCCCAUACCCCCGUCCUCCCGCUUAGGAGAAAUAAAAACCAGCAUGAAACAGAGCAGGAGCCCUGCUUUUCAUGUCUGCAAUCACAA
Molecule: messenger RNA, 2908 nt
Organism: Malaclemys terrapin pileata
Lineage: Eukaryota; Metazoa; Chordata; Testudines; Emydidae
Product: apoptosis-inducing factor 3-like
Exons: 19
Coding region: 962-2773 (603 amino acids)
Cellular component (GO): cytoplasm
Molecular function (GO): oxidoreductase activity, acting on NAD(P)H; flavin adenine dinucleotide binding; 2 iron, 2 sulfur cluster binding
Source: RefSeq, a predicted model, not a curated record